Molecule: messenger RNA, 1503 nt
Organism: Bemisia tabaci
Lineage: Eukaryota; Metazoa; Arthropoda; Insecta; Hemiptera; Aleyrodidae
Product: homeobox protein Nkx-2.1
Biological process (GO): regulation of transcription by RNA polymerase II; cell differentiation
Cellular component (GO): nucleus
Molecular function (GO): DNA-binding transcription factor activity, RNA polymerase II-specific; RNA polymerase II cis-regulatory region sequence-specific DNA binding
Source: RefSeq, a predicted model, not a curated record
GCUGCGCCGCGCCGUGCUUUACCCCUAGUCCGAGUCGGGAUUUCGUCGGCGUGCGGCUGUAUAGUGGCAGUGUGUGCGAUCGCUGGGGAAAUCGGCGCGACCAUCGCAUCCCAUUGUUUAUAUACAUAAACCCCGAUUGAUUAUACAUAUAAUUGUGAAUUCGUUGUUUCGGAUGUGAGGGCUGGUCACCCUGGCUCUUCCAGUGCAAGCGGCGUGCCCUUCUUUCUCCGCGGGUCUGUUCCCCCAUCAGCAGGAGGCUAGCGACCUCCUGCCAGAGCUCAAUGGUGUUGACCUGGCCAUGUCCUUGAGCCCCAAGAGCCAGCCGCAUACGACCCCAUUCUCAGUGACGGAUAUCCUCAGCCCGAUGGAAGAAACCUACCGAAAGUUGGAACUCUACACUCCCUCGUCGCCGUACAGGAGUAGCACCGGCGGGAGCAGCGCCGGAGGAAGCAGCAGCGGCCCUCCCACGGCCAGCCCUAGUGCCAUGUCCAGCUCCUACGUCCAUGUCCACCAGUUCCCCCCGCAGUAUUGCAACGGGGCCGAUAUCUCCUACGGCAACUCCACCGCCAGCUGGUAUGGCGCCACCGCCAAUGACCCCAGAUUCGCAAUAUCCAGGCUAAUGGGGUCACCGGCAGCAGGUGGAAUGAAUAUGGGCAAUAUGUCUGCUCUCUCCUCCUGUUCUGAUACCAAACCUGUUCAGUUCCCUUUAGCUCAGCGUAGGAAAAGACGUGUUCUCUUUACUCAAGCUCAGGUUUACGAGCUGGAGCGAAGAUUCAAACAACAAAAGUACCUGUCUGCACCCGAAAGGGAGCACUUAGCGAGUCUCAUUCACCUGACACCCACUCAGGUGAAAAUUUGGUUCCAAAAUCAUAGAUACAAAUGUAAAAGACAACAGAAAGAAAAACUAAUGGCCGAACAAAAUGCUCAAAACCAAGCUCAAAGCUCUCCGCGGCGGGUGGCGGUGCCGGUGUUGGUCAAGGACGGGAAGCCCUGCUCGGGCCCCUCGGAGUCGGGCGGGGGCGGCGGCGGCGGGAUGGGCGGGCGGCAGGGGGGCCAGUCGGGGCACUGCAACCCCCUGCCGCACCCCCACUCGCCCGGGCCCGGACUCCACCAGUCGUCGUCGGCCUCGCAGCAUCAAGCGCAGCAGUCCUCGCUUCUCUCCAACAUGAGCUACCAGCGGCAGAACCUCCAGCACCACCAGCACCAGCAGGCCAACAUGUGUUCCUCCUACCUGCCGCUCCAGGCGCGCGCCUGGUAAAGUCUCCGCUCCCCCGCCGGGGCCCGAACCCCCCCCGCGGGGCCGCACCAGUUCCCACGGGUGAUAUAAACCUUUCAUUGUGAUAUUAUUUUUCAUUUGCAAUUCGCCUCGCCGCACGCAAUCGGAUUUCCAAACAGUCUCGUCCAUCUUAGAUUACCUCCAUAGCCCGUAUCAUGCCGCAAUCACACGCUGAAUUUAGCAGCUGAAUGUGGAAGUCAACAGUCAUCGCCCGACGGCUGAAAUUU